Echinostoma caproni is the source of this 342-nucleotide messenger RNA. The record is from the annotation of a GenBank genome assembly. NCBI's taxonomy places the organism in Eukaryota, Metazoa, Platyhelminthes, Trematoda, Plagiorchiida, Echinostomatidae.
AUGCCCAUAGAGCAUUUGACGGUUAUGGAAGAUCACGCCAUGCAGUACCGUCAACCCUCAGUCACCACGGUUACCACCGCCGUCCCUCCAGCCACAUCCAUCGACGUCCUUUUUCAGGCUUUCACCGAGAAACUUAGUGAUUUCAACACGGAUAGAAGGUCCAGGGGAGCCCUGUUUAGUGGGAAACCGAAAUUCAGCAGUCGCCGUGGGUCCAAGUCGCCGAACAAUAGUCCGAAGUUAUGUUGGUACUACGCACGCUAUGGUAAGGAUGCUGCAAAAUGCAUCCACCCAUGCUCGUGGAAAGAUCAACCUCCUUCGGGAAAAGACCAGACCAACGGUUGA